Molecule: messenger RNA, 321 nt
Organism: Acanthamoeba castellanii str. Neff
Lineage: Eukaryota; Discosea; Longamoebia; Acanthamoebidae
Product: brefeldin A resistance guanine nucleotide exchange factor 1 family protein
Exons: 5
Coding region: 1-321 (106 amino acids)
Source: RefSeq, a predicted model, not a curated record
AUGUGCCAUACACAGGUGUUCGACACCUCGUACGAGGACCACAUCGUCCAGAAGGCCCUCGGCGGCUUCAACCUCUGCGCCCUCAUAUCGGCCCACUACGGCCUCUCCGACGUGUUCGACAAUCUCGUGAUCUCCCUGUGCAAGUUCUCGACGCUGCUGUCGCCUCCCGGGGAGAAGCCCGUGGUCGCAUUCGGCCGGAACAAGAAGGCGCAGCUCGCCACUAAGACCGUCUUUGCCAUCGCCCAGCAGCACGCCAACCACUUCCGCGAGGCCUGGAAAUACGUGUUCAUCUCCCUUGACAACCUCAACUCUGGGAAUUGA